UAUGUUAGAAACAUGGCUUUGGCAUCUUUCUUGGCAAGUAUGCCAAUGACUAAGCAGUUGAGUGUUGCAAUUAUUGAUAGUAGUCCUGCUCUCAGUGGUAGCUUGAGCAUUAAGAAGGAAGAUCCCCCUGAUCCAAGAGUCAGUACAGUAACUCCAGCAACUAUAUCUUUUAUGAAAGAUGCUGGUGCUUGGAAAUAUGUUGAGCAAAAUAGACAUGCAUAUUUUGACAAAAUGCAGGUCUGGGAUUAUACUGGGCUGGGGUAUGCUAGAUACAAUGCGAGAGAUGUAAAUAAAGACUUUCUUGGGUGUGUAGCAGAGAAUAAAGUUCUCCAUAGUGCCUUAUUGUCAUGCAUACAGGAUUCUGAUUUCAAGAGAACAAUAUAUCCAUUGAGGUUAAAUUCAAUGACUUUGAACCGAAGCAGCAUGUCUGUAGUGAGGGAGAAUAUGAGCAGCAGAGAAUCAUCAUCUGCUCAAGGUCAAUGUGCAAGGCUGCAACUUAGUGAUGGCAAUAGCAUAUAUGCAAAGUUGGUGGUUGGGGCCGACGGAGGAAAAUCACGUGUUAGAGAAUUGGCAGGAUUCAAAACAACUGGAUGGAACUAUUCUCAGAAUGCAAUCAUCUGCACAGUAGAGCAUCCUUCUGAAAAUCGAUGUGCAUGGCAGCGGUUUCUACCUACAGGACCAAUUGCACUUUUACCCAUCGGUGAUAAGUUCAGCAAUAUUGUUUGGACCAUGAGCCCAACAGAAUCAAACCAGCGCAAAUCAAUUACUGAGGAAGAAUUUUUGAAGGAUGUGAAUUCCGCUUUAGAUUAUGGAUAUGGUCCUCAUCCUACUUCAAGCUUAUCUGGAACCCGAGAUGUGUUCUCUUGGUUUCAAAUGGAUACAACAGUAUCAGCCAAUGAAUCCUUUGAAGUUCCACCAAAAAUAACCAAGUUAGCCUCUGAUAGGAUGGUGUUUCCUUUGUCUUUACGCCAUGCCAACUCCUAUGCUUCGAAACGUGUUGUUCUUAUUGGAGAUGCAGCCCACACUGUCCAUCCUCUUGCUGGUCAAGGAGUCAAUUUGGGUUUCGGAGAUGCAUAUUCUCUUUCAAGAAUUAUUGCAGAGGGCAUUGCUUUAGGCACUGACAUCGGAGAGGUGAAUUUGCUAAAGAAGUAUGAAGCGGAGAGGAAACCAGCAAAUAUUUCCAUGAUGGCGAUCCUUGAAAGCUUCCAGAAAGCUUACUCAGUUGAUUUCGGACCUUUUAAUAUACUUCGAGCUGCCGCCUUCCAUGGCGCAAACUAUAUACCACCGCUGAAAAGAAGUAUAAUUUCUUAUGCUUCCGGAGAGCAAAACUUCCCCGUCUUCUUGUAAUGUCGCUUCGGCCAAGUUAUUUGCUGGCUUCAACUGGCAGAUGAAAAUCUUGCUUGUUUGUUUUACUGAUACUGGCAUCAAAAUAAGUUUUACAUGAAGGUUUAAACACUAGCUUUUUGCUUUUUUUUUUUCUUUUGUUUCCCUUAAAUGGGGGAUUGUGUAUGAAACAUGAGUCAUGGCCUGUUAAAUUGUUGUGUGUUGAUCCUUCACUGAAACUGUGGCCGUUGUGUGUAAAUAGCACCAGAAGUUGUUUGCAUGAUGGAAAUUUUGAUGUAAUAAGUAGAUAGAGAAUGACUUUGAUGUUUGAUGAUAAAUUCAAAGCAUUCUGAAAAUAUUUGACCCAUAAUUAUGAACUUCACUAUGAUUUUUUUUAAUGGGGAUGAGGUAUGUUAAAAACGAUUUU
This is a messenger RNA of Arachis ipaensis, 1750 nucleotides long. NCBI's taxonomy places the organism in Eukaryota, Viridiplantae, Streptophyta, Magnoliopsida, Fabales, Fabaceae. The record is from RefSeq and is a predicted model, not a curated record.